AUGUCUCUACCAACUACUAUGAAAGCUGUCGUUAUCGAAGGUAAAGCUCCUGUCAUCAAAACCGUCCCAUUACCAAAUCUACCAAAGGGUUAUCUAUUAAUCAAACCAAAGGCUGUUGCUGGUAACCCAACUGAUUGGAAACAUAUUGAAUUCGGCAUGGGCCCACAAGGUUCCCUUCUUGGUUGCGAUAUUGCUGGUGAAAUUGUUAAACUAGCUGAUGGUGUCGACUCUAAUGAAUUCCAUGUCGGUGACUCCGUCUAUGGUUUCAUCCAUGGUGCUUCUGUCAGAACUCCAGAUAAUGGUGCUUUUGCAGAGUAUGUUGCUCUAGAUUCUCAAUUGAGUUUCCAUACUCCAGCUGAUAUCCAUUUCAGCGGAAAAGAUAACAUCCCAGAAGGUGCUAUUAGAACUUUUGAAGGUGCUGCCACUAUUCCAUGUUCUUGGACUACUGCUGGUGCCACUCUAUUCUAUCAUUUCAACAAGAAGUAUGAAUGGGAAGCCACUAAGCCUCAAGAAGAUGCUCCAGUGUUAAUCUGGGGUGCUGCCACUGCUCUGGGUCAACCAAUGAUCCAACUGGCUAAGAAGUACAGUUGUUUCUCUAAGAUUAUUGCUGUAGCCUCUAAGAGUCAUGAAAAGCAAUUGAAAGAAUAUGGUGCCGAUGAAGUCUUUGAUUAUCAUGAUACUGAUGUCAUUCAACAAAUUAAGGCCAAAUACCCAAAUAUCACUACGCUAUUAGACUGUGUUUCUAAUGAAGCUACUUUGAACCAAACUUACCAAUGUGCUUCUGAAAUCGGCAAAGCUACAGUUAUGAACUACAUGGGUCUAACCAUCGAUGCUAUCAAGCCAGAAUUCAAGAGAGACAAUGUUGCAAUUACCAGUACAGUUAUUUAUUUAUCUCUAGGCUACGACGUUCCAUUAUUUGGUAAUGUUCUUCCAAAGGAUGAUGCCUACAGAGCUCAUGUUGUUGAAUUCAUCAAGAAGGUUAACCCACAUUUCCUAAAGGGCGAAUUACAUCACAUCCCUGUUAAAGUUUACAAAAACGGUCUAGAUGGUGCCGUUCAAAUUAUCAAGGAUAUCCAAGCCGGUAAGACAUCUGGUGAAAAGUUUGUCUCUGUCUUUAACUAA
Messenger RNA from Maudiozyma barnettii, 1122 nucleotides. Its product is annotated as zinc-binding alcohol dehydrogenase family protein. The transcript has a single exon. The record is from RefSeq and is a predicted model, not a curated record. Gene Ontology annotation, molecular function: oxidoreductase activity, acting on NAD(P)H. NCBI's taxonomy places the organism in Eukaryota, Fungi, Ascomycota, Saccharomycetes, Saccharomycetales, Saccharomycetaceae. The coding region runs from base 1 to 1122 and encodes 373 amino acids.